CAAGUACUUAUAGACUACAUGGAGGCUUGAGCCUUGAACAACAAACGACCAGGCACCUACUAUUGGCAAAAGCUGGCUGUUUCACCCAUCUGGUCCAAACAAACCAGCAGAAAGUUGAUCAUCAUGAAAGCUCCCAUCAUGACAGCAAACACGAACUCACACGGUGUCAAGUAUCGGCACAAACAUCCUUCAUUGACGGAAUUUGGGAACCUAUAAAAAAGGGUUUCCCCCGCUCGUCUAAGCAUUCCGCACGGAUUCAUUCCUCAUUCUGAGCCUCUCAUCCUGACAACACUGAUCAACAUGACUACAUCUAAAGAAUGGCAAAAGAUGCUCAGCGGUGAGCUCUACUGGGCCUGGGAUGCAGACCUGCAGGCCAACCGCCAGCGAUGCAAAGCAGCAUGCGACAGGUUCAACCAGGCAGGUCAAGUGUCUCGACGUCGGAGGGUGGAACUAUGGCGAGAUAUCGUUGGUGACACUCGUCCUCUCCCCCCAACCCUGUCCGAUCCCCAGGAGGACGAGAAGCUUUUCGACGAAACGGACCCAUUUGUGGAUCCUCCGAUCUCUGUCGACCACGGCUUGAACUUCAAAGUGGGAAAAGGCACAUUCCUCAACUUCAAUCUUCUUGUGCUUGACACCUGCCUUGUCACGAUCGGCGAAAGGGUCCUCUUCGGUCCUGACGUCUCGAUCUAUGGCGCCAUCCAUCCCAUGGAUCCUGCUGUACGGAAUGGACUUGAAGGCCCCGAAGCAGGCAAGGAAGUACACAUCGAGGAUGAUGUAUGGAUAGGAGGCAGUGUCUUGAUCCUCGCUGGAGUCACAGUUGGACGUGGAAGCACUGUGGGAGCUGGGUCUGUCGUAACAAAGGCACGUUGGUCCUCCUAAACCUAGGUACUAGACCUAACCGCUAACACUCAAUGGCCCUCCUCACAGAAUGUACCAUCAUUUCACUUCGUUGCAGGAAAUCCUGCUCGAAUCAUACGCAGAAUAGAAACAAGCAUGGAUCUUGACCAGCAGAUGAAAGAGCCUGGAACACAUGGAGAUAGACUAUAUCCAUAGCGCUAUCUCUCUAUAGUGAU
Messenger RNA from Aspergillus saccharolyticus JOP 1030-1, 1073 nucleotides. Its product is annotated as sugar O-acetyltransferase. Lineage: Eukaryota; Fungi; Ascomycota; Eurotiomycetes; Eurotiales; Aspergillaceae. Gene Ontology annotation, molecular function: acetyltransferase activity. The record is from RefSeq and is a predicted model, not a curated record. The coding region runs from base 301 to 879 and encodes 192 amino acids. The transcript is spliced from 3 exons.